UCAGAAAUCCUAUUGAAUUAGGGAAUAUGGCACAAAAUAUCCAAAGCUAUGUACCAGGCAUUAGAGAGCUGAAGCUUGAAGAGCCAAUGGAUGCAUCCUUAACACCUGGAAAUCAUACGGAGAGUGCUGCACAAAAUACUGCAAAUGCAGAGGUUGAAGGCUUUUUGAAAAGUGUUCUGGAGGACUUUGCGGCAUCAUAUUCAUAUUUUAGAGGUUUUGUGAAAGGAAGACAGCAACUUGAAGAUGCCAUCAAUGGGUUCAAAACAAUCUCAAAUUUGGAUUUUGUAAUCCGAGAGGCCCAACCAUCCCCACUCAAUGAUGGAGCUCCAUCACCACGUAAUCAACUUAGCUUAUUAUUUCCUAAACCAUGUAGUCAUUUCAAAUGUUUCAUGUUGGGCCUAUAACACUGAAAAGCUUCUUAUUGUACAACAUCUUGAAUUGAACUAUUGAACGUUUAUUGAACUAUUUUCAAAUAAUAUCUGAAUUAAGGAAGGAUCGUGCUGUCUUUAUUAAAGAUAUCGAAGGUUAUGGCAACCUAGUAUUUUUG
This is a messenger RNA of Owenia fusiformis, 547 nucleotides long. The record is from the annotation of a GenBank genome assembly. NCBI's taxonomy places the organism in Eukaryota, Metazoa, Annelida, Polychaeta, Sabellida, Oweniidae.